UUCACUGCGCUACCAAAAAAAGGGGAAAAUUUGAAGAAAUGGCUAUGGCUUUCUCUGCAUUGCUGAAGCGAACGUCGGUGAUUAACUCAGCGAUCGGCGGUUUCCAAGCAUCAAGGGCAUUCGCGUCGGUUGCAGUGGGCUCGGACUUGAUUUCGGCCGCAUCGGAUGUUUCCCUCCAGAGAGCUCGCUCUUGGGACGAAGGCGUGUCAUCCAAAUUCGCCACCACUCCACUCACAGACAUUUUCAAGGGCAAGAAAGUUGUUAUCUUUGGGCUUCCGGGAGCAUACACUGGAGUGUGUUCGGCACAACAUGUCCCUAGCUACAAUAGAAAUAUCGACAGCUUCAAGAUGAAAGGAAUUGAUUCGGUUAUAUGUGUAGCUGUCAACGAUCCCUAUACAAUCAACGCCUGGGCUGAAAAACUUCAAGCUAAAGAAGCUAUUGAAUUUUAUGGAGAUUUCGAUGGGAGCUUCCACAAGAAGCUUGACUUGAUGAUAGAUCUAUCCGCUGCAUUACUGGGACCUCGAUCCCACAGGUGGUCGGCUUAUGUGGAUGACGGCAAGAUUAAAGCUCUGAACAUCGAGAAAGCUCCUUCCGAGUUCGACGUUUCUAGUGGCGACGUCAUCCUCCAACAGAUCUAAGGCAGUUGUUAAUUGUUGGACUUCAGAUUUUGCCACAUAUUUUAUAUGUGCAUUGUUUACUCAUUCUCAAUAAGGAUGUCAAAUUACUAAAAUUUGAUGCAUUGCUUUUUGCUAUAAAUGGACUUAACAGUGCAAAUUAUCUGAAAAACCAUGAAUUUUGGUAA
Salvia splendens (bonfire salvia) is the source of this 802-nucleotide messenger RNA. RefSeq names its product peroxiredoxin-2F, mitochondrial. Lineage: Eukaryota; Viridiplantae; Streptophyta; Magnoliopsida; Lamiales; Lamiaceae. The record is from RefSeq and is a predicted model, not a curated record. The transcript is spliced from 5 exons. Gene Ontology annotation, molecular function: thioredoxin peroxidase activity. Gene Ontology annotation, cellular component: cytoplasm; mitochondrion. Bases 39 to 638 code for a protein of 199 amino acids. Gene Ontology annotation, biological process: cellular response to oxidative stress; cell redox homeostasis; hydrogen peroxide catabolic process.